UGCUAAGCUUAAGUUUGAUGAAUAUCUAAUUUAAUUUGAAGAGAUUUUAUUUUGUAUAUAAAUAAAUCAUUUUAGGCCCAUUAUAGUCCUGAACAAACAUUAUCAAGAAUUAAUCAUCGAAGGAAAAGGUAUCAAAAAAGGGUUCAGGACUUCAGGAAGAUAUAUUUAUUUCUGUACAAUCUGUUCCAGUUUAUUGGCUACUUGUAUGUUUUAAUUGUGCUGAACAUUCAUUAUGCAAAAGAGGGUCCAGCAUUCAUGGAGAAAGCGUACUCAGUUGUCCAUUCUGCAUUUAGCUUCUGUCAGUUUUUCCAGAUAUUAGAAGUGAUUCAUCCAUUAUUGGGUUAUACAUCUGGCAGUACACUGCCACCAUUUUUACAAGUUUUUGGACGUAUGUUCAUGCUGGUUGGGAUGAUACAUUCUGAACCUCGAAUACAAUCAAAACCAGUUAUUUUUUAUCUACUGUCUAUCUAUGCACUCAGUGAAGUUAUUCGGUAUCCAUAUUAUAUGUUACGAGUGUAUAAUGUAAAUGUUAGUUUCAUAACCUGGCUGCGCUACACUAUCUGGAUACCUCUAUAUCCCCUUGGAUUCCUUUGCGAAGGUAUUAUAAUUCUUCGGAACAUUCCUUAUUUUGAAGAAUCAAAAAGAUUUAGCGUUUUUCUUCCAAAUAAAUGGAACAUUUCAUUUUACUUUCCAACUGUUAUGAGGCUAUACUUAUUAUUUGGCUUAUUUCCACUUUUGUAUUUCAUGAUGACAUACAUGUAUCGGCAGAGAGUGAAAAUAUUGGGGAAAGAAAGGACUGAGAAGAUCGACUAGUGAUACAUCAUAUAAUUAUUGACAAGUGGACAUCUUCUUACAGUUCAUUUUAAAAUAACUAUUUACAAUUUUUAUAUAUUUAUGAAGUAAUUAGUUAUUGUUUUUUAUAUAUUUUUCCCAUGAUUACAAAUAAACUAGUCAUGUACGUACCUUAAUUUUCUUAUAAAAUUUCUUUUUAUACUGAU
Messenger RNA from Stegodyphus dumicola, 998 nucleotides. RefSeq names its product 3-hydroxyacyl-CoA dehydratase 2 (gene Hacd2). Gene Ontology annotation, cellular component: endoplasmic reticulum membrane. Lineage: Eukaryota; Metazoa; Arthropoda; Arachnida; Araneae; Eresidae. The record is from RefSeq and is a predicted model, not a curated record. Gene Ontology annotation, molecular function: 3-hydroxyacyl-CoA dehydratase activity. Gene Ontology annotation, biological process: very long-chain fatty acid biosynthetic process; fatty acid elongation; sphingolipid biosynthetic process.